AUGACAUCAUUUUUGAAGAACUUUAAACAUUCACCUAGUUGCUCAAAAAAAAAGAACUAUAAGUUUGGAAAAACAUUGGGUAGUGCAGGGACAUAUGGUAUUGUUAAAGAAGCUGUACACAGUGAAUAUGGGAGAGUUGCAGUAAAAAUUAUUGAUAAAAAUUCUGUUAAAGGCCAUGAAAGUAUGGUUUAUGAGGAGAUGGAAAUAUUAAAACGUCUUCACCACCCACAUAUUGUGAGUUUUAAAGAAUGGUUUGAGUCAAGUUCUAAAUUUUAUAUUGUUACUCAAUUGGCCACUGGAGGAGAGUUGUUUGAUAGGAUUUGUGAAUAUGGAAAAUUUUCUGAAAAAGACGCUGUAAUUAUUAUUACUGAAAUUCUUGACGCGUUGUCUUAUAUUCAUGAUAAUCAAAUUGUUCAUAGAGAUCUUAAGCCCGAAAAUCUUUUGUAUCUGACAUCUGAUCACGAUUCUCCUUUGGUUCUUGCUGAUUUUGGGAUUGCUCGAAAUGUUAAAGAAGAUCAGGUACUUUUAACAGUAGCAGGGUCAUAUGGCUAUGCAGCACCUGAAAUAUUAUCGGGUCGUGGAUAUGGGAAAUUAUGUGACAUAUGGUCAUUAGGUGUUAUUACCUAUACUUUAUUAUGUGGGUAUUCGCCUUUUAGAUCAAGAGAUAAAGAUGAAUUGAUUAAAGAAACCGUUUGUGCGAAUAUUGUAUUUCAUCAGAAAUAUUGGAAAAAUAUUUCUCAAGAUGCUAAAGAUUUUAUUGUUUCUUUAUUGAAAAUCAAUCCAUCUGAAAGGCCUACUGCUAAAGAAGCUUUAAAACAUAAAUGGAUUACAGGAAGCAAUGCUAAAAAUAUUAAUCUAAUGCCUAGUGUUAAAACUGAGAUUGAUGCUCGCAAACAGCUUCGUCAUGCAAUUGAAAGUGUACGACUAGAAAAUAGAAUUAAGGCUUUAAAAAUGGAGACUGAUUCUGAUGAAUUUGAUGCUGAGGAAAGGCCAACUAGUGAAGGUAGCCCUGUAAAUUCUGAUACUUCAGGAUCAACUGAUAGGAGUUCUCAUCAUUCUGCGGAAAGAUCUAAAAAAGCUUCUGCUAAUGUCUUUUCAGAAGUUGUAUUGGCUAAACUCAGAGCUGAAAAUAAAAUACCUAAGGGUAAAAAGUGA
Messenger RNA from Pneumocystis jirovecii RU7, 1155 nucleotides. RefSeq lists its product as uncharacterized. NCBI's taxonomy places the organism in Eukaryota, Fungi, Ascomycota, Pneumocystomycetes, Pneumocystales, Pneumocystaceae. Gene Ontology annotation, biological process: cellular response to oxidative stress; protein phosphorylation. The coding region runs from base 1 to 1155 and encodes 384 amino acids. The record is from RefSeq and is a predicted model, not a curated record. The transcript has 6 exons. Gene Ontology annotation, molecular function: calcium/calmodulin-dependent protein kinase activity; ATP binding.